Messenger RNA from Clupea harengus (Atlantic herring), 1489 nucleotides. Its product is annotated as tyrosine-protein phosphatase non-receptor type 4-like. Gene Ontology annotation, molecular function: protein tyrosine phosphatase activity; cytoskeletal protein binding. The record is from RefSeq and is a predicted model, not a curated record. Gene Ontology annotation, cellular component: cytoskeleton; cytoplasmic side of plasma membrane; cytoplasm. Lineage: Eukaryota; Metazoa; Chordata; Actinopteri; Clupeiformes; Clupeidae. Gene Ontology annotation, biological process: protein dephosphorylation.
UAAAUAGCAGCUCACUUUGAUUUCCUCGCAGCAACUUCCAACAUUCUGCAGUUUGGUUGGGCGGACUUGAGCCAAGGUAACAACCUGUUCAGACCUUGUGUGCACAGUAAUGAGCGCACGCUUCCGAUUGCCCGCCGGCAGAAACUACAAUGUCCGCGCAUCGGAGCUGGCACGGGAUGGGCUGCACGCUGAGGUGCUGUGUAACGUUCUCCUCCUGGACAACACUGUGCAGGCCUUCAAAGUCAACAAGCACGAUCAGGGACAGGUCCUGCUGGAUCUAGUGUUCAAGCACCUCGAGCUGACGGAGCGCGAUUACUUCGGCCUCCAGCUGGCUGACGACACCUCCGACAGCCAGAGGUGGCUGGAUCCAAACAAGCCUAUCAGGAAGCAAUUAAAAAGAGGGUCUCCGCAUAGUUUGAAUUUCAGGGUCAAGUUUUUUGUCAGUGACCCAAGCAAACUUCAAGAAGAGUAUACAAGGUACCUGUACUUUCUGCAGCUCAAGCAGGACAUCCUCAGUGGAAGGUUGCCCUGUCCUCACAAUACUGCCGCACUCCUAGCCACUUAUACUGUGCAGUCUGAGCUGGGAGAUUACAACCACUCUGAGCACUUGCCUGGCUACCUCUCGGAAUACAGUUUCAUUCCCAGUCCCCCUCAGGACUUUGAGAAAGAGAUCACCAAGCUGCACCAGCAGCACAAUGGACUGUCUCCUGCAGAGGCGGAGUUUAAUUACCUGAACACGGCGCGGACACUGGAGCUGUACGGGGUGGAAUUGCACUAUGCAAGGGAUCAAAGUAACACUGACAUUUUAAUUGGGGUGAUGUCCGCUGGGAUUGCCAUUCACAAGAACAGGGUACGAAUCAACUACUUUCCAUGGUUGAAGAUUGUAAAAAUAUCUUUUAAAUGUAAACAGUUUUUUAUUCAACUCAGAAGAGAACCGAGCGAGAGUAGAGAGACACUGCUGGGCUUCAACAUGGUGAACUACCGCGCCUGCAAGAACCUGUGGAAGGCCUGCGUGGAGCACCACACCUUCUUCCGCCUGGACCAGCCUGUGCCCCCGCAGAAGAACUUCUUUGCACAUUACUUCUCCCUGGGCUCCAAGUUCCGCUACUGUGGGAGGACGGAGGCACAGUCGGUCCAGUAUGGGAAAGACAAGGGCAUCAAGAACCGUGUGUUUGCCAGGUCUCCCAGCAAGCCCCAGGUGCGGAAGCUGAUGAGUGGGAUGGAUUGGGACACGGUGAGCCGGACGUCGCUCUCAGACGACCGUCUGGAGACCCAGAGUCUGCCCACGCGUUCGCCCCCCGGCACGCCAAACCAGAACUCCAUGUUUGCACAAGAGGGCACGCGAGUGCGUCCAUCCUCCGUGGGCCACCUGGUGGAUCACGUGAUACACCACUCCCCCAGCCAGAACUUCACCAAUCACAAGUCGGCCUCCUCCACGCAGGCCAAUAGCAUCAGCCUAGACUCCAGCCCGUGAGUAAAGCCCGCCCCC